Panicum virgatum (switchgrass) is the source of this 692-nucleotide messenger RNA. RefSeq lists its product as uncharacterized. The transcript has 3 exons. Gene Ontology annotation, molecular function: carbohydrate derivative binding; glucose-6-phosphate isomerase activity. NCBI's taxonomy places the organism in Eukaryota, Viridiplantae, Streptophyta, Magnoliopsida, Poales, Poaceae. The record is from RefSeq and is a predicted model, not a curated record. The coding region runs from base 108 to 617 and encodes 169 amino acids. Gene Ontology annotation, biological process: glycolytic process; gluconeogenesis; carbohydrate derivative metabolic process.
CCCGCCGCAGCCUCCUCGACCUCCCCGUCGUCACCGCGAUUCCAGCGCGUCGCCCACCCAAAUGUCCCAUCCCCUGCCUCCGCGCCACGGGCCGCCUGCCGCCGCUGAUGAGGAGGCUGACCGCAUCUUCCUUGUGCCCCUCAGGUGAGCGCACGCACCUUAACCCUAGCCGCCCGAAGCUGGGUGGCGUGCCGGCAGGAAUGGAACAGAUCCUUGCAAUAUGGCCUUCCCCAAAUCGUGUGUGUUCUCCUCCGUCUAUGCAGCAACUCGAAUCACCGAACUCGAUUUACCCGAACCUUCUCUCCUCCCCAUCUGCAUCUCGCACAACACCUGGUGGCGGUGCGGCUGUCCUUGCAGGAACGGUGCUCGCGGCCGCGGUGAUCCCAGGCCAGGCAUGGUGCAUGACCUCUUCAUCAAGAUUUGAAUUCUUUUUUGUUGGAGCAACUGGAAAACCACUGACGAAUGUUGCGUCAGUUGGAAUAGGUGGUAGCUUUGUUGGCCCUCUAUUUGGUCAUACUGCGCUCCACACUGAUCCAAGCAGCAGAAUGUGCGAAAGGCCGACAACUGAGAUUUUAAGUGUGUAUUUUCAAGCAAGCUCAUUAUCAUGUUUUAAGUAACCAUGUAUCUAUUGAUUAUUUGUAACAUCUCUUGUAUUGAGCAUUAGUUUGAUGAAAGGUGGAAUGGUUUUCUUA